AUGACUAUAACAGAUCGCUUGAAUGGAAUGAACGAUGUCAUAGGUAAAAAACUUACAACUGAUCGUUCAUUUGUGGUUCCUGAUUUCAAUGCCGCCGACGAAGACAGUUGGCUUUUUGAAGAUUUCAGUCGUGAUGAUGCAAUUAAUACACUACAGACUCAAUUGGAUGGUACAUUUCUUGUACGUCCCAGUGGAACUAUAAAAGGUGACCUUGUUCUUUGCGUCAAAGAGGGCUCAAAAGUAAGUCAUUAUAUAAUCAACGUAACACAAGAACCAUCUCCAGCAAUAUAUAAAAUUGGUGAUAAAACAUUUUCAAGUAUGAAAGAGCUCUUAACGUUCUACAAACAACGAUUACUAGAUACAUCACCACUUGUUCGCAUCCACCCAAAAUUACGAGUACGAACAAAAUACAAAUUCGAUGGAAAAGAUGAAGAAGAUUUGCCGUUUAAGAAAGGACAAAUUUUAAUGAUUAUUAAAAAAGUCGAACCAUUAUGGUGGUUUGCAAGGAAUAGUGCUGGAGAUACAGGAAUGAUUCCAGCGAAUUAUGUUGACUAUAUUCAAGAUGAGGUUUAA
Molecule: messenger RNA, 573 nt
Organism: Rotaria socialis
Lineage: Eukaryota; Metazoa; Rotifera; Eurotatoria; Philodinida; Philodinidae
Source: the annotation of a GenBank genome assembly